Messenger RNA from Pyricularia pennisetigena, 1188 nucleotides. RefSeq lists its product as uncharacterized. The record is from RefSeq and is a predicted model, not a curated record. The transcript has 4 exons. Bases 1 to 1188 code for a protein of 395 amino acids. NCBI's taxonomy places the organism in Eukaryota, Fungi, Ascomycota, Sordariomycetes, Magnaporthales, Pyriculariaceae.
AUGGUGCGUAACUUGGCCGCAACCGGAUUUUCUGGGAUACUUAGCGAGCCUUCGAGCGAUAAGACACGACUCUCGGCCUAUCCAUGUCCUAUGACGGAGGAGUUGAGGCAGAUGCAGUUUUUGUUGCACACCAACCAAUUUGCCAUUUAUUUGAGGCGCCCAACUGAGAAGAUCGUCAUCUCAUUACAAGAGUGGCGCACAAAUACUAAUGCCCUAGUUGCAACGACCGCUGCAACGACCCCUGCUGCCCGGAAGGCCCUUCUGGCCUACCGAGCCGAUUUUGUCCAUUCUGUGCUUCAGGGAUUUUGGAAGCUUGGCGACUCCGACAGGGCUUGGAAGCAGUUACUCAGCCAACAGACCAUCGAGAAGUCCAAGAGUGGCUUUUUCCGAUUUGACGUGAAGUUUCCUGGUGCAGAACCCCAUUUGGAUGAUCUUUCGAAAAUGAAAGAAAUAGAGGAGGUAGCCCAAGAAACGAUGUUACAAUCUCCAGAGCUGAACGAUUUGGUCUCUCGCAUCCGUGCCGAGCUCUUCGUCUUCACGCUAGAUGGAGAUGCCAUCCCAUACCGAGCGGAUAACCAGUAUGAAUGCACAGGUAGCAUAUCCUGCCGAUUGCGGGCUAAUACGGCCGCGUUCGAUGCGCUGAUGACCCAGUUGAAUGAAGAAGCUGCUUUUUUGCAAAUCAACAAUGUCACACUACAGGGUAAUUUCUGGAAUGGCUCUUGCAGCGAUGCCAACGGCAAUUUCUGUAAGCAUGUGAAGAUUCGGGUCUCCAGGUUGGACGAGCCCUUCCAAGUUUGCUUACAUGAAGGCUCAGGGGGAGGAUGCCACAUAAGUGGCUCGCCAUUCACGAUUCAAAAAUUGGCUGAAAACCAGAAAUUAGGUGCAAGAUUUGGAACAAUCGACCACCGUAGAAGCGUGACAGAGGAUUCAAAUGAGGGCCGUCGUAAACGCCAACGAAUCAAAAAGUCUAGGCGGAAGUCCGAACGACAUGAGCCAGCACUGACUACGAAACAGACCUCAAGACCUAGAAUCCAUGACAAACACACAAUGGAUGAGAUCAGAGUACAGAAUUAUUUAAUCCACAAACGACCGUGCACACGCUCCAAAAAGCCAGUUGUCAAAACUGUGAGGUUCCAGCUCCCGGCAGAUUAUCGAGCUAAGGUUAGGAGGCGGUACGAGAAAGAUUAG